AUGCCCCUUCUUUACGGAGAGGGCGACAUGGCGUUCGUACGUCUGCAACUGGAGAUCAUCAAGGAAACAACUGACCAAAAACGGUCCUCUUCGGAGUUUCGGAUGACCAACAGGGGCUUCCGAAUCAAUCUAUCUCUUCUCCUGCUGUCUGAGUUUGAGAGCGGAUCGCACAACGCGCCCAACUGCUACUACGCGCUGUUGAAUGUUUUUAACGAUCAAGAUCGCAGGAUCUGUCUUCCGCUGUUUUCGAACAACUCUCCUUCGGGCGACGAGUAUGUCAGGUCUCCCUCUGGGCCAGUGGCGCUCUCCGAAAGUAGCCUCAAUAGCCUGGGAGAGGCUAACUAUGAGGAGCUGGUCAUCGUGCGAGAGCCUUCAUGGGAGCGAUCACUGGCCGCAGGCGCCUGGCAAAUAUCUAUCACGAACCCUCCUACGAGAUCCCUCCUAGGCGCCCCUCCGAUAAACAUUGUCGAAACGUUUCCUCCGAUGAUGUCUUCGAAGCAUGAAAAGGGUACAUUUACCACUGUCAUCACCAUGCCACCGCCUGCCAACGUCCCAGGAAGCCCCCAUGAUAAGCCUUGGCAGUUCUUCUUGCGUUGCACCUAUCCAAGUUGCGGCGAUCCGUUCCCAGUCGGCGAACGAGAUUUUGCUUUGGUCUUUGAACUACCUUCGAGCCAAGGGGCCCCUCGGGGACCACUACAACCGUACGUGAUCGAUUGGGAAAAGCUCCCUCUCGCGCUACGGAAGGAUGAUGAGGGCAUAAGCCAGGAAGGUCCGUACUCGUCUUUGGCCGAAGCCAUCCUCUCUGGCGCCCGCUUCUACGGUCUGGAAUACGCUGAAAAGCGAGCCUGGUCCAAAGAGGGCGAGUUCAUCGCAGAUCGCCGGCCUCUUAGAGCGGCGGCACAUUCAAGGCCACAUGGUUUGAUGUGGUAUGAUAUAAUAACGACUGAGUGGCUUCGUCCCAACGGAGACCGACACUUAUAUGGAAGGACUUUGUCAAGGGCAUUUACGUCAUAG
Messenger RNA from Colletotrichum lupini, 1014 nucleotides. RefSeq lists its product as uncharacterized. NCBI's taxonomy places the organism in Eukaryota, Fungi, Ascomycota, Sordariomycetes, Glomerellales, Glomerellaceae. The transcript is spliced from 2 exons. The record is from RefSeq and is a predicted model, not a curated record. The coding region runs from base 1 to 1014 and encodes 337 amino acids.